AACUGAAUAGUCUGGCAGCUCUAAGCUAAUGUCAGAGCGCAACGGCUUCCUGUUAGCUUUCUUUGACAGCGCUCUUUCUACCAUUUGACAGCAACUGAGUGACAAUGGCAGUCCGCUACGAGCUGUGUAUUGGUCUCAACAGGGGCCACAAGACCACCAAAGUCAAGAAUGUCAAGUAUACCGGCGACAAGAAGGUCAAGGGUCUGCGUGGCUCCCGUUUGAAGAACAUUCAAACCCGCCACACAAAAUUCACCCGCGAUCUGGUUCGUGAGGUGGUUGGACAUGCGCCCUACGAGAAGCGCACCAUGGAAUUGCUGAAGGUGUCCAAGGAUAAGCGCGCCCUGAAGUACCUGAAGCGCCGCUUGGGCACACACAUCCGUGCCAAGAGGAAGCGUGAGGAACUAUCCAACAUUCUCACUCAGCUCAGGAAGGCUCAGACUCAUGCCAAGUAAAAACCUUGGCAACCAACAACAGCAGCAGCAAAAAUAACAUCAAUCGGUACACUUUAAAACAUCAACGGUGUUUUUUUUAUAUAAAUGUUGUGCAGUGUUAACAGCAUUUGCUAAAACGUGUAAA
This is a messenger RNA of Drosophila arizonae, 576 nucleotides long. It is a transcript of the gene RpL36, whose product is annotated as ribosomal protein L36. Gene Ontology annotation, cellular component: ribosome. Gene Ontology annotation, biological process: translation. Gene Ontology annotation, molecular function: structural constituent of ribosome. NCBI's taxonomy places the organism in Eukaryota, Metazoa, Arthropoda, Insecta, Diptera, Drosophilidae. The record is from RefSeq and is a predicted model, not a curated record.